AUGCCACGGGAGUCUUGGGUGGACAGCGAGUUGCACUUCAUGCCUCAUGGCUAUGGGCACCGGAUGGUCUCCAUGGUGCAGGUGCGCUACGCCUUGCAGUCCAGUAUCUUGCCCGAGAUGCGCACAGAUCUUGACAAAGAUGUCUUGGAUCGGGAGUGGCACUUGACCAGCCCUGUGGAUUUGCAACCACGGCACCUGAACCGGAGCAGCCGAUGCGAGUUCGAGUUGCCGACCUCUGCCGAGCUGCUGGAUGGCGGGGUCUACAUUUUUCAGGUGAGGCUGGGCAAUGGCAAGAACUGGUCGCAGUGGUCUCAUUCCUCCAAGCCUUUCAUUUUCCAGGUUCCUCCUCCUGUGGUGCCCACAGCAGCUUCCUUGAAAGCCCAGCGCACCGUGAACGUGGAGGUGAUGUCGGCAACAGCUGCCAGGGUGGUUUGGGGCGACUUCAAACCCGCCCCUGGCUUGACGAUGCUAGAGUACGAGGUGCGUGCCACACCUGAGAAGGGCACAGGCAGCUCUCAGGCAUUUCCGCCGCACUGGAUCACCUUUGAGCACCGCUACCGUGGAGGCUUUAUCGAGCACGAGCUCUUUAAUUUGCUGCCCUUCACCUACUACAUCUUUUCGGUUCAGGCCCGCUAUCCCAAGGUGGGCACCCGGGCCUGGUCGGGACAGCAGCUGAGCCAUCCCAUCAUCCUGGAACCUGCGGUCGCGUACCAGGAUCCGCCGACCCCACUGCCUGUGCCCGAGAGGGCGGAGGAGGAGGGUUCUGGAGAUUCCAUGAAUUGCUACACGAUUGUGGAGUUCCCUUGCGAGGAGGAGGACAUGCACUACGACUUGGAGUAUGCGCACGUCUUGGGAGAUGAGUUGGAUACUGCCGAGCUUCGCUCCAUCAACAGCCUCUGGCGGGCACCGGCCGAGGUGACCUUGCUUGAUCUGGGCCGGCCGGGCCCUUCGGGCGGACACCCACAACCACGCUGGCGCGUGCAGCUGCCAGACAUCCGGAAUUUGAGGGGUGAUGUUCUGAAGCUCGCAUUGCUCCAGCGGGUGCGCUUCCGACUGCGUGCCCGCAUCACGCCAGAG
Durusdinium trenchii is the source of this 1077-nucleotide messenger RNA. Lineage: Eukaryota; Dinophyceae; Suessiales; Symbiodiniaceae. The record is from the annotation of a GenBank genome assembly.